CUACUCAACGGCGCUCAAAACCCUCAUCUCCGUGUCUACUGUGAUACUACUCGGCCUUAUUGUCGCCUACCACGCCCUCGAAGUUCAGCUUUUCAUGAUCGAUAACUGCGCAGACGAUUGGAGGAUAGCGAUGACCUGGCAGCGGAUGGCCCAGAUCGGCGCUGAGCUGGCGAUCUGCGCGGUCCACCCGAUCCCCGGGGAGUACUACUUCCUCUGGACGACGAAGCUGGCCAACAAGGGCGGGGAAGUGGGCCGCCAGUGGGUGCCCUACGACGUGGCCCUCUCCCUCCCCAUGUUCCUCAGGCUCUACCUCAUCUGCAGGGUCAUGCUCCUCCACAGCAAGCUCUUCACCGACGCCUCUUCCAGGAGUAUAGGUGCUCUCAACAGGAUUAAUUUUAAUACCAGGUUUGUGCUCAAGACAUUAAUGACGAUAUGCCCUGGCACAGUCCUCUUAGUUUUCAUGGUAUCGUUGUGGAUCAUCGCAAGCUGGACGCUAAGGCAAUGCGAAAGGUAUUCCAAAUAA
Messenger RNA from Nezara viridula (southern green stink bug), 523 nucleotides. NCBI's taxonomy places the organism in Eukaryota, Metazoa, Arthropoda, Insecta, Hemiptera, Pentatomidae. The record is from the annotation of a GenBank genome assembly.